AUGUUAAAUAGAAGAAAAUCAGAUGAUACAACAACUUCAAUAGAACAUUCAAAAAGUUACUUACAUGAAGAUUCAAAUAAUAGAACAUCGGAUUUUUCCAAGUCAUCAUCAUCAUCAUUAUCGAAUUCAAUGAUUAAUGAAACUUUAGGAUUUAGAGAUUCUUCAAUAUUCAAUCAACUAGAUUCAUCAACUACAAAUGAACACAAUGAGAAUGAAAAUAAUAACACUACAAUAAAUCAAUUACAAAGUCCCCAUAAAACAACAAUCACAGAUCAAGAACUUAUCGAAAUUUUAAGAAACAGAUUCAAUGUUAAAAAUGCAACUGCACCAUUUACUCCAAAUUCUAAAAUACAACAACAAGAUAAAUCAUUACCAUUAAAUUUUGAAAUAAGUCAUGAAAAUCAUAGUACUGCCAAAUCAUCACCAAAGAAUCAAAAAUCAAAUAAUAUUAAUGAUUUUUUAAUGCAAAAUUUCAAUUUUAUAAUUGAAAAGAAUAAUGAAAUGUAUAAGAAUAUGUUGGUUGAAAAAGACAAGGAAAUAAAUAGAAUAAAGAAUGAGAAAGAUAAAGAAGUAACGAAAUUAAAAGAAGUGAUAGAAUUAAAAGAUAGAGAAAUUUAUGAAAUUAUGCAAAAUAAAAUAGAUAAUGAGAUCGAAAUUAAGAGAUUAAAAGAAAUGAAUGAAGAAUUGAAAGGAGUAAUAGAAAAUCAGAAACAAUAUGAGACAAAAGAAAUUGAACAAAUACCCGAAAUUGAAAAUCUUAAUUUAAAUUCAGUUACUGAAGAAGUACCAAAUUCACGACAUACCGCAAAUGAUUUCAACGAAGAGAUUAAUUUAUAUCCUGAAUAUUCUUAUACAAAUAUUCCAGUUGAAUAUUUAUCAAAUAUUAAAAAGCUACAAUUAGAAAAUAUUGAUUUAUUAUCAAGACGAGAUUUAAAUUAUUUAGUUAAACAAUUUAUGACAAGUUUUACAAUACCAUAUUAUGAAUUAAAUUAUGAAACAAUUAAAAGAUUUGCUAAAUUUUUAAAAAAAUCUUCAGUUUUUAUAAAUAAAGUACAUUAUAUUAUUAAUAAUCAUCAUAUUAUUAAAAGUUCAGACUGGUAUAGAGGUAGAAAAUUAUAUGAGAAUGAGAGAGAUGAUUCGUUAAUUACUAUGGAUAAUUGUAUAAAUGAAAUGAUUGACAAAAUAGAAACCAAAUAUUAUGAUAAUAAUGAUAAUGAUGAUAAUGAAGAUAAUGAGGAAAAUGAUGGAAAAAUUAAUGAUAUAGAAUAA
Messenger RNA from Insectozyma verbasci, 1269 nucleotides. The record is from the annotation of a GenBank genome assembly. NCBI's taxonomy places the organism in Eukaryota, Fungi, Ascomycota, Pichiomycetes, Serinales, Debaryomycetaceae.